CCAGAAGCAAGCGAGCAGUUCUAAGCUCUACGUCGUCAAUAUUUAAAAUUGACGUUUGAUGCCACAUUUACUGAAGCUAAGUGAUCCCGCUACGUCUCCGCGAACCGUAUCAACGGCGGUACCUGGCGGUACUUAAGAACUCCAUGCUUUUUGAUUCAGGAAGUUGGCCAAAUCAUUUGUCCGUGAAAUGAUGUAGUGCAGAUGAUGAUAGCGAUGCUACUUGGUUGUUUUUGAGGAUUCGAUCUGUUUUCCACGCCUAUGCGGGUUUGCGGCGCUGGUGGUGAUCAUUUAAUCACUGCUGUGUAGCGUUAGCGUUGCUGCAUGGAGGUUACGGGUUAUGGUUCUGCGACAAUACUGCAGCGCUCCCAGUAACUGCUGGUGAGACGAGCUCCUGAAGAAGCGGUGCCGCCGAAGUUGGAAACGAGGUUGACAGCAGUGCGCUAUGAGUGAAGAGGACCCUGUGAUACAAACCAACAUUGAUGCCACUUCGAGCAAAAGGGAUGCGGUUACGAAGGGCUACUGGCACGAUCCUUACAUACAGUACUUUGUCAAGGCAACGGAACGCAAGACACCUGAGAUCAGCCGCGGCUACUAUGCCAGAGUUCAGGGUGUCAAAAUGCUCUUGGACAAGUUCCUCAAGGUCUGCGGUCCUGAGUGCCAAAUCGUCAAUUUGGGUGCGGGCUUCGACACCUUGUUUUGGCGGCUCAUGGACGAGAAAGCGCAGUUUAAGAGCCUCGUAGAAGUAGACCUACCUGCUGUCACCACACGCAAGUGCUACUACAUCAGACUGCGCAAACAGCUCCUCAAAGGCAUAGCCACUGAAGAUGCGUUUAACCAGCUGCUGAUCCAUCGUGCAUCAGGUGUUAGCACACCAACCUUGGAUGAUGAUGUCCGGGUCAGCGCUUCAGACUUGCAUGCUGGCCACUACCACCUGGUGGGCUGUGACCUGCGCGAGCUUGAUGUGUUCGAAGCCAAGGUGGUGCACGAGUCUGGACUAGACCUUAAGCUGCCUACAAUGUUCAUCGCAGAGUGUGUUCUUGUCUACAUGAGUUGCGACGAGUCAUCGGCACUCCUGUCCUGGAUCACACGCAACUUCCCGAAUGCAGUGCUCGUUUCCUAUGACCCCGUCAACAUGGCUGACAAGUUUGCCGAGGUGAUGGUGGAGAACCUAAAGCAGCGCAAUUGCCUUCUAGCGGGGCUGCAGGCAUGUACUACCAUCAAAGCUCAGGAGGAAAGGAUUCGCCAGUCAGGCUGGGAAGUGUGCAAAGUCUGGACUAUGAACCAGGUCUACCAGUCAUUCCCUGCCCUGGAAUUACACAGGGUGGAGAAAUUGGAGAUGCUGGACGAACGGGAGCUAUUGGAUCAACUGUUGUCCCACUACUGCCUCUGCGUAGCGUACAAGGGUGGAGGUGUGCCCUCCAAGUUUGAGCAGCUGUGUUUCCCACUUGACAGCCACUGAUGUGCCAACUGUUGUGAACAAAAACUGUCAGACUUGGUUUGGUGCCUAUCCUGUCUGGGCAGCACAUGUGGACAUCUCAUGUGGCAUAUGUGUUGCCUAGGGAAUUGGAAGUAGCACUGAAAACCUUUUGGGGGCGGGGAUCAGAAUGUGGAAGAAAAUGAAGUGCAUUACAUUACUGUGUGCUCAUAAAUGCAGUAUCCCAGUGAUAAAUUUGUUGGUUACCGCACAUUCGUUUCAUUACAGCACUCCCAUUUUUGUUGCUAACAAAGCAGGUUUCCUGUGCUUUGCUGGGGCGUGCUUGUUGGUGUAUGAGUUUUGCCCACUGUAUAGUUUUAUGAACCUACCGCAGCACAGCCUGCUUAAUAUUCGGUCUACCUUGGUUUCUAUGCCAUUCAAGUUACAUGGCACAACAUUGUGAUCCUGUGAAAGUUGAUGUCAGAAGCAUUAUUAAAGCAUGUGCAAACAACCAA
Dermacentor albipictus is the source of this 1929-nucleotide messenger RNA. RefSeq names its product leucine carboxyl methyltransferase 1-like. Gene Ontology annotation, biological process: C-terminal protein methylation. Gene Ontology annotation, cellular component: cytosol. NCBI's taxonomy places the organism in Eukaryota, Metazoa, Arthropoda, Arachnida, Ixodida, Ixodidae. The record is from RefSeq and is a predicted model, not a curated record. Gene Ontology annotation, molecular function: protein C-terminal leucine carboxyl O-methyltransferase activity.